CUUGCCUCGUCUCCACCAAUCGUCUUCUUGCUCGUAGUCAUCAAGAACAUACUCCUAUACAAAUGUCUUCUGGACUGACCGGCACUGCGGAGAAGGCCGGAGAGAUGCUCAAUAAGCUCGUUGAUGCCGCGGAGGACUUCGUGGACGAGAUGAACCCGACGCAUGAGGACGAGCAGGAGGGUGGUGCAGAAGGAGCUGAGGAUGGCGACGCCGACGCCAUGGCUGCGCGAAAGAAGAAGCUGGAGGAACUGCGGAAGAAAAUGAGGUCGUCAGCAAAAGCCAACCGCGCAUCCGUCAUCGAAGAGAGUGCAAAGGCGAAAAUGACAGCUCGCGAGGCGGCGCGGUUAGAGAGGCAGCGCAAGCUUGCGGAGACCUUGAGGCAGAAGGCGGAUGCGGAAGAGCGGGGUGAGGACAUGGAGCGGCAGAAGAAUUGGGAGUACACAAUCGAGGAGAACGAUGAAUGGGAGAAGAAGCUGGCGAAGAAGGCGAGGCGCGCGGAUUUCUCGUUCAAUGAUGAUGCGGAUGCUGCGAGGCGAAAGUACAAGAAGGACUUGGAUCACCUCAAGCCUGACCUCGAGAGUUACAACAGGCAAAAGGAGAUCGCACUUGGUUUAGCUGCUGGAACGUUGACAAAACAAGGGCAAGCGAGUGGCUCGUCAGCUGUCACCGCCUUUGACCCGUCAAGUGGUGUUAUGACAGGACCCACGAGCCUUCAGCAACAGCUCGCCGCUGAAAAUCUCUACCGAGACGCGAACAGCUUACUAUAUGCUGAUAACAAGCCAAGUGAAGACGCGAUUGACCGUGUCAUCAGCAAGAUCAACAAAGAUGUCGACAAGAAGAGCAAGUUCUCGAGGAAGCGGCACAACGAGGACGAGGGAGACAUCACCUACAUCAAUGAGCGCAAUCGUGUAUUCAACAAAAAGAUUGCGCGGUAUUACGACAAGUACACUGCGGAAAUUCGCGCUAGUUUCGAGCGCGGAACCGCGCUAUGAUGUUUCCCAUGAUGUAUGCUUGUUUGCUGGACACUCGGUGUAUUCGUUUUGUCUCCCGUGUACUAUAGU
Molecule: messenger RNA, 1061 nt
Organism: Dichomitus squalens LYAD-421 SS1
Lineage: Eukaryota; Fungi; Basidiomycota; Agaricomycetes; Polyporales; Polyporaceae
Product: SYF2-domain-containing protein
Exons: 6
Coding region: 63-992 (309 amino acids)
Cellular component (GO): post-mRNA release spliceosomal complex; catalytic step 2 spliceosome; Prp19 complex
Source: RefSeq, a predicted model, not a curated record